Messenger RNA from Nicotiana tabacum (common tobacco), 1303 nucleotides. RefSeq names its product PLASMODESMATA CALLOSE-BINDING PROTEIN 2. The record is from RefSeq and is a predicted model, not a curated record. NCBI's taxonomy places the organism in Eukaryota, Viridiplantae, Streptophyta, Magnoliopsida, Solanales, Solanaceae.
GCCCCCUAUUAUUUUAACACCCAUAUAGUAAUUUGUGUGGUAAUACAUAAGAUUAGACAUAUAAAAAGGGCCACCCAAAAUAGACAUUGAGCUCCAUCUUCCACCGUCUACUUACCAUUUUUCUUGUCUCGAGAACUCCAUUUCCCCAUAACACCCCUUUUGGAGCUUCUUUGUUCCUCUUAAAAAUCUCUCACUAGCUCUAUUAAUAUUCUUGAAAAGACGGGAACAAGAAUUUCUUCAUAACUAGUUCAAAGAUCUUGGCACAAAACAAUCAUGGCUACUGCUUUUGUACUGUGUUUAAUAGUUUUCUUGGCUUUCACUGGUUACUCAAGUGGUGCUAAUUACUGUUUAUGCAAAGAUGGGGUAGGAGACAGCCUUAUGCAGAAGAGUAUAGAUUAUGCUUGUGGAAAUGGAGCUGACUGUACUGGUAUCCUUCAAAAUGGACCUUGUUACAACCCUAACACUAUCAAAGAUCACUGUAGCUAUGCUGUAAAUAGCUAUUAUCAGAGGAAAGCUGCAACUGGUGCAACCUGUGACUUUUCUGGAACUGCAACUCUAAGUUCAAAUCCACCAUCUUCAUCUACUUCUGGAUGUUAUCAGACAACUCCUGGCAACACUGGUGGAGGUACCACAACUGUACCAGGAACCACAACUCCAGGGACCGGCACCGGCACCAGCACUGGGACCGGCACCGGCACCGGCACGGGAACUACAACAGGUAUUAACAAUCCUACUUUUGGGCUAGGACCAACAGGAAGUGGUGGCUUCAAUCCAGAUGGCAGCGGCACAGAAACUCUUCAUAAAAAUACUGUCUUUUUCACUAUAGCCAUUUUGUUUACAAGCUUGGUAUGCUUAAGAAAAUGAUGAACGUGAGGCAGUAAAUGAAGGGAAGGAAAGGUUUGAGAAGAUAAUGUGGGCUUUUGGCACAAAGUAUGGGGUAGCCAUUUACAAUGGUCAGCAGGGGAGAAUCAUCUGGACACACUUCCACUUGGACUUUUUCUUUUUAUUUCUUUCUUUCUUUUUGUUUGUUUUCUUCUUGUUCUUUAUCUCCAUCUUCUUAGCGAGUGAAAAAGUUUGGAAUUAGAUUCCCUUUUGAAGUGAUGUGGCUGUUUCUGGGGUAGUAAUGUAGGAAGAAUCUGAUCUCUUCUUUUUAGAUUUUCCUUUUUGUAUAUCUGGAGAGUAGAAGACAUAAGGCUGUAUUGUUUAUUUUAGAGAUGUUAUCAAUGAGUACUCACUACCCUACCCCUGUGGUGAUAUUAGUGCAUCUCUGUAUUAAAAUAUAACCCCCUUCUAGUUCCCUGUC